Molecule: messenger RNA, 1293 nt
Organism: Fraxinus pennsylvanica
Lineage: Eukaryota; Viridiplantae; Streptophyta; Magnoliopsida; Lamiales; Oleaceae
Source: the annotation of a GenBank genome assembly
AUGGAUUCAGACUCAGUGAUAGAGUUCCUUGGCUGCGUUCCUUUGCUUCAAAGACUCCCAAGUUCCUCACUUAGAAAGAUCGCUUCGGUUGUUACUGUCAAACACUAUGAUCAAGGUGACUACAUAGUUCGUGAAGGGGAAGCUGCGGCAGAUGGAAUUUACUUCAUAUGGGAUGGAGAGGCUGAAGUCUGUGGGUCUUUCCAUGCUGAUGAAGAAAAUCGUCCUGAAUAUCACCUCAAGCAAUAUGAUUACUUUGGUCAUGGUAUGGCAUCAUCAACUCAGCCUGCGGAUGUAAUUGCAUUGUCUAAGCUGACAUGCUUACUCCUGCCAAAGAAGCAUACACAUUUGUUAGAAUCUAAAUCAAUAUGGAGUGCCGAUGAGGCUCAUGAGAAAUUCUCACUUGCGGAGAGAAUACUGCACUUGGAACCUGUAGAAGUUAACAUUUUCCAAGGUAUCACUUUGCCUGAUGCUCCAAAAUUUGGAAAAGUGUUUGGAGGACAGUUUAUUGGACAAGCACUUGCUGCAGCAUCAAAAACUGUCGAUUGUCUUAAGAUUGUUCACAGUUUGCAUGCUUACUUCCUUCUUAUUGGGGAUUUUAACUUGCCAAUUAUAUAUCAAGUGCACCGCGUACGCGAUGGGAAAAGCUUUGCUACCAGAAGGGUAGAGGCAAUACAAAAUGGGAACAUUGUAUUUACCUUGCUUGCUUCAUUUCAGAAAGAGGAAGGCGGAUUCAAUCACCAGGUGGCAGCAAUGCCUUCCGUACCUAAUCCAGAAGAGCUUUUAUCUAUGGAAGAAUUGCGAGAAAGGCGUAUCAUUGAUCCUCUGCUCCCCAGGACAUACCGGAACAAGGUUGCUAGUAGGGAAUAUGUACCCUGGCCCAUAGAGAUCAGGUUCUGUGACCAUAAUACUUCCACCAAUCAGACUAAGUCUCCUCCGAGUUUAAGGUAUUGGUUUAGAGCAAAAGGGAAACUUUCUGAUGACCAGGCUUUGCAUAGAUGUGUUGCUGCAUAUACUUCAGAUCUCAUAUUUCUUCAAGUUAGCUUGAAUCCUCACCGUGAAAAAGGUUUGAAGUCGGCUUCUGUUAGCCUGGAUCACUCGAUGUGGUUCCACAGGCCUUUUAGGGCUGAUGACUGGGUGCUAUAUGUUAUUAACAGUCCCAGUGCUCAUGGUGCACGCGGGUUUGUUUCAGGACAAAUGUUUACAAGGACAGGAGAGCUUAUUGUAUCAUUGACUCAAGAGGGCUUAUUGAGGAGGGCCAAGACACCAGUAUCUGCUGCAAAACCCAAAUUGUGA